AUGACCAGUGUUUUCUCAGAUCUUUUGGAGGAUUGCAUGGAAGUUUUCAUGGACGAUUUCAGCGUGUAUGGUAGCUCCUUCGAUGCUUGUCUAGGGAACUUAGCUAGGGUACUAGAACUAUGUACCAAUACUAACCUUGUAUUAAAUUUUGAAAAAUGCCACUUUAUGGUGAAGCAAGGUAUAGUAUUGGGUCAUAUUGUAUCUAAAGACGGAAUCUCCGUCGACCCAGCUAAGAUUGAUGUCAUUUUGAGUCUAUCUUACCCCUCCUCAGUGAGGGAGAUCCGUUCCUUUCUUAGUCAUGCAGGCUUUUACCGUCGGUUUAUCAAGAAUUUUAGCAAAGUUGCCUUACCCCUCUCCCGCCUACUUCAAAAGGAUGUGGAAUUUCAUUUUGAUGAGGAUUGCAAAAAGGCUUUUGACGAGUUGAAGGAAGCAUUGACCACAGCCUCUAUUGUGCGAGCCCCGAAUUAG
This is a messenger RNA of Arachis stenosperma, 468 nucleotides long. RefSeq lists its product as uncharacterized. The coding region runs from base 1 to 468 and encodes 155 amino acids. NCBI's taxonomy places the organism in Eukaryota, Viridiplantae, Streptophyta, Magnoliopsida, Fabales, Fabaceae. The record is from RefSeq and is a predicted model, not a curated record. The transcript has a single exon.